AUGGAAACUCCCGCCGCUGCUGUUCAACGUUAUCGCAAUAGUUUCUCUAUUGAAAAUAUUCUCUCAAAACCAGUGACAAAUUCAAAUAUUCUCGAUACGAAUGUUGAUGUUGAUGAUCAUGUGAAAUUAAAAUAUAAUUUAAAUGAUAGAAUCGCCCAAAUGAAUGCUGAUAAAAUUAAUCAUAAUUCGAUGCUGAAUAGUCCACAAAGUGAAUUGAGAUCUUCGAGUCCAGAAUCAAGUUUUAAUGAGGAUAAUUUGGAUGAUGCAAAAAGUGAUAUCACAUCAGAGGACGAUCAUGGUUCCAAUGAUGAUCGUAAGAAACGUCCACGUACCGCAUUUUCGGCAUCCCAAAUUAAGGCGUUGGAAACGGAAUUUGAGAGAGGCAAAUAUUUAUCGGUUGCCAAGAGAACGGCAUUGGCAAAGCAAUUGCAUUUGACCGAGACACAGAUUAAAAUUUGGUUCCAGAAUCGUCGCACCAAAUGGAAGCGUAAAUACACCGCCGAUGUUGAGACCCUAGCUUCGCAUUAUUAUGCCCAAUUGGGUAUUGGUGGCUUAGCGCGUCCCAUGGUUGUAGGAGAUCGUCUAUGGCUAUUUAGUCAAACACCCGCUGGACCAGCACCACUACAAUCGAUCAUGCUAAAUGGAGGACCAGCUGCCAAUGUUGGUCCCCCUUUGACAGCGGCCCAACUAAGAGCCUAUCCUGCCUCAAAUCUCUUACCACCCGUACCGAAUCCCAAUGUCAUUGAAAGUGCCCGCAAUGCCAUAUUGGCACGUGGUCAACCCUUAAAUUACACUCUCAGUCCAUAUCUGGCACAACGUUCAGCCGCUGGCACUGCUGCCACACCAUCGUCACGCUAUUUAGAAUAUGCCGCCGGUACUCCAUCAAGUCUAUAUCCAAAUUCCCCUGCCUCAUGUAAUGAUGCCUAUCUACAAAUGAAAUAUAAUGUUUUGAAUACAAUUAAUACGCCCGAAGCGGAUACCACAACACCGACUUCAAAUGGUUUGGCCGAAUUGGAGCGAGUAUUUGGUGAUACAAAUGCCAAUUUCCUAGAACACAAAGCCAAUGGAGAGAAGAGUGGUAAAACAUCAUCAGAUUUUGGUUAUAAUGGUCUGGCACUGACACAACGUGCCGGUAAAUCGACGUCGGGCAACGACAGUGAUUCCGAAUGCAGUGAAAUUGAUUGUGAACAAAUUGAUGAUGAAUGA
This is a messenger RNA of Musca vetustissima, 1206 nucleotides long. RefSeq names its product pituitary homeobox 3-like. The record is from RefSeq and is a predicted model, not a curated record. The transcript is spliced from 3 exons. NCBI's taxonomy places the organism in Eukaryota, Metazoa, Arthropoda, Insecta, Diptera, Muscidae. Gene Ontology annotation, molecular function: DNA-binding transcription factor activity, RNA polymerase II-specific; DNA binding. Gene Ontology annotation, biological process: neuron differentiation; regulation of DNA-templated transcription; central nervous system development. Bases 1 to 1206 code for a protein of 401 amino acids.